This is a messenger RNA of Fragaria vesca subsp. vesca, 2815 nucleotides long. Its product is annotated as histone-lysine N-methyltransferase SUVR2-like. The coding region runs from base 1 to 2475 and encodes 824 amino acids. Gene Ontology annotation, molecular function: protein binding; histone methyltransferase activity; zinc ion binding. The transcript is spliced from 10 exons. Lineage: Eukaryota; Viridiplantae; Streptophyta; Magnoliopsida; Rosales; Rosaceae. The record is from RefSeq and is a predicted model, not a curated record. Gene Ontology annotation, cellular component: nucleus.
AUGGCACCACCAAGUCCACAAGUUGCAAAAGCCUUUCAGGCAAUGACAGCUAUUGGUCUCACUGAACAACAGAUUAAACCAGUUUUGAAGAAUCUCUUGAAGUUAUAUAACAAAGAUUGGUCACUGAUUGAAGCAGAGGAAUAUAGAGCUCUUGCUGAUGCUAUAUUUGAGGCAGAAGAUGCUAAGGUUGCGGCAGAAAAGAAGAAAUGCAACAAUUAUGAUCAGGAAGAUAUUGACGCAGAAUCACAGCCCAACCUUGAACCUGAACUUCCAUUGACAAGGUUACGUUCAAGAAGUCAAGAUGAGAGUUCAUCACAGAAGAAAAAAUCUCCAGAUGAAGAACUGGUGGAUAAUAUAGAGGAAGAUUUCUUGGUUCCUCAUCGUCCCUUGAAAAGGUUACGCCUACAAAAUCAAGAGUGUCAGGUGUCACCUUCCUCAAAUACCUGCAAUCCUAUGUCUGGUGGUACUUUGCUCAUAAAGCCAAAAGUGGAGGCAGAGGAACUACUUGAUGCUCGUUCUGCACAGCAGCCCCAAAAUACUUCACAUUCACCCGAGUCAAGGCCACCUGUUUCUCUUCAGUCUGGUAUUAAAGAUAAGGGCAAGCAACCUCUUAUAUCUAAACCGUUGGCACUGCAAGGGAAGAGUUUAUCAGAACGUUCAUCUAAUGGUGUUCGCUUUAAAGAGACAGUGGUUGAACCACGGAUUGUUCUUUUGCCUAAACAGAAUGUUAACAGUUUAGCAUUAAUUGAGCCUAAAGAUGAGCCCUUCACUGAUGACAUGGCCCAAGACGAGGUGCCCAUUGCUGUGAUCCAUCCAGAUGAAUCAAGUCAAGUAAAUCCUCCUUUAUCAACAGAAGGUGCAACUGGAAUCCAACAUGCUGAACUUGUGGCUUCCCAAGAGAGAGAAAGUAGAAAUGAUAUUCCAGCUUUAUCUAAUGAGGGGAGUAUGAAUAAUGAGCUUGCAACUAUUCCAGAGGGCACUCCUUCUAACUUAGGGGAAUCUUCUUGCUUAGAGGUUGCCUCGUCACCUUCAGGAGAGGUAAAGCUUUCUCUGAGUUGCAGUUCAGCUAUUCGAAGACCAGGUUUUCAUAUGCCUAAUCUAGAUGCAAUUCUAAAACUCACAGAGGAAAAAUGUCUGCACACGUACAGAAUCACUGACCCUAACUUCUCUUUGAAAAAUCUGUUGGGACAUAUGUGUGAGAGCUUCUUGGAAUUGGCAACUAAUUCUAAUGAUGAAUCACAGGAUGGACCAAUUAAUGUAGUACCAAAUCUGGAUUCAUUGCCAAAAUCUCCUGCUUGGGAUGCUGUUACUGAUCCUGAAGUGCCAAGAGUUCCCUUCCCUUUGAAUGGUGAUUGUCCACAAGUCUCUGGUUCUAUUGUUUCUAAUGGAUUUUCUGAGGAUAACGUGGAAGACUCUCUGGGUCUGGUGGUUGUUCAAAACUCUGACCUAACUCCUGAUGAUCUAAGGACUAUUCAUGAUAUAAAUGAUAUAGCUAGAGGAGAAGAAAGAGUCAAAAUAUCAUGGGUAAAUGAAUGGAGCAGGAGUCGUCCACCAUCCUUCUUCUAUAUCUCCGAAAACAUUGUCUCCAAAGAUGCUGAUCUUAAAAUAUGUCUAUCUAGCAUUGAAGACAAGAAUUGUUGUGCAACUUGCUUUGGUGAUUGUGUAUCAGCGUCUACACCUUGUGCAUGUGCACAUCAAACUGGGGGUAAGUUUGCUUACACACCAGAAGGCCUCAUUAAAGAUGAUCUCUUGGAAGAGUGUAUCUCUAUGACACGUAAUCCGCAGCCAGACCAUCUCUUCUACUGUAAGACCUGCCCGCUUGAAAGAAUAAAGAAUGACGAUUGUUUAGAGUCAUGCAAAGGCCAUUUAAGGAGGAAUUUCAUCAAAGAAUGCUGGAUCAAAUGUGGCUGUCAUGGGCAAUGUGGCAACAGGGUAGUCCAGAGAGGCUUAAAUUGCAACUUGCAGGUCUUUUUUACUCGAGAAGGGAAAGGAUGGGGUCUUCGAACCUUAGAUGACCUGCCAAAAGGUGUGUUUGUGUGCGAGUUUGUCGGUGAAAUAUUAACCAACAAAGAGCGGCAUCAAAGGAAAAUCCAAAGCACCAGAAGUGGGAAACGUCCUUAUCCGGUAUUACUGGAUGCAAAUUGGGGUACUAAAUCCAAUUUGAAAGAUGAAGACGCUCUUUGUUUGGAUGCAACAAAAUAUGGAAAUGUUGCUAGGUUUAUUAAUCACAGAUGUUUGGAUGCAAACUUGGUUCUGAUCCCAGUUGAAGUCGAGACUCCUGAUCGUUGCUUUUAUCAUGUUGCUUUCUUCACAACAAGAAAAGUAGAUGCCUUGGAAGAGCUUACAUGGGAUUAUGGCAUUGACUUUGACGACCAUGAUGAUCCUGUUAAGGUGUUCAACUGCCAAUGUGGUAGUAAAUUCUGCAGGAAUAUGACACGAUCGAAUAGAUCUAGAUCUGCCUCACUUGCAAGAUGAGUUUUGAGACUAUUUUGAGUGCUUCAAGGCAUGGCCUUUCCCUCCCUGAAGAAUUAUUAACUAAGCAGAUUUUACUGGACUAGUUUUGGUUUCAACUGGCUGUCCUAACAGUGCCUGUUUGUCAGUAGUGGCUACUGCAUCGAUGUUGGUUGCGCAUGAAGUAAUGCUAUGGUAGAUCAUUUGGAUGCUCUUGUAGGUUUUGUACAUGUUUAGGCCAGUUCACGAUCCGAUGCCUUUUGUGAUAGUUUUAACGUCUGAUACCAGUAUAUGCUGCUCUUGUUAUUCAGUAAUUCUGAAGGGGGAAAUCUUUUGCUUAGAAUUGUUUGUGAUUAGCUUAUGU